AUGGCCAGCAAAAAAGCAAAGCCCGCUCCGACCGACGACGAGCUGGGGGAGCUGUUUGAGGGCAUUGGCGACGACACGGCCAUCAAGAAGACAACCAAGGCCAAGUCGGCAUCAUCCUCUUCCAGGCCCAAAGCCGAUGCUGCUGCCGACCAGGACAUCCUCGCCGAGCUCGAGAACCAGCUCGGCGAGAAACCCCCCGAGCGACCGCACACGCCCCGCGUCCGCGAGGUUGCAAAGCGGACAUCCACCAACACACCCCCUCCCGCCAGCGAGGCCGCACGCAAAUCCGCCGAGAGCGCCGCCUCUCACCGUACUCAGCCGACCUCGGGCGCGGCUGGCUCCGAACAACAGCACGAGACCGAGAAGAAGGAGGCACCCGCCCGGCAAGCGCAAGCCUCAAGCGGCGGCGGCGGCAGCAGCAGUUGGUGGGGCGGGCUCUUGUCCACGGCGUCGGCCGCCAUGAAGCAGGCCGAGGCCGCGGUCAAGGAGAUACAGCAGAACGAGGAGGCCAAGAAGUGGGCGGAUCAAGUCCGCGGCAAUGUCGGAGCGCUGAGGGGUCUUGGCGACGAGCUCCGACACCGUGCCCUCCCGACUUUCACCAACAUCCUGCACACCCUCGCGCCGCCCAUCUCGUCCCACGAACGGCUCGUAAUCCACAUCACGCACGACCUCGUCGGCUACCCCUCCCUCGACCCGCUCAUCUACGGCGUCUUCAACCGCGUCAUGGCGCAGGUGGAGGGCGGCGACCUGAUGGUGAUCCAGCGCGGGCAGGAGUCCACGAUCCGGGACAAGUCGGCGAGCGGCGGCGGCGGCGGCGGCGGCUUCUUCGGCGCCGCGCAGCAAUCGUCGGCCGGGUGGCGCGACGGCCCGUGGUGGCGCCAGACGGACGUCACGCGCGACCUGGGCGUGGUGCAAGGGCUGGUGGAGGGCACCAAGCUCUGCCGGGCCAACGCGGAGGGGUACGCGGCCGACUACUUCGCGGCCCACGGCGGCAUCGAGCAGGCCAGGCAGCGCGCGGCCGAGCCCGUGAGCGAGUCCAACCCGGUCCGGAGCUCCGACAUCUUCCUGUCGGUGCAGGCGGUCGGGGUGCGGCCGGACAAGGCGCUGUUUGCCGGGUCCACGGCCGUAGAGAAGGACAAAGAGGCGUCGGUGGUGGCCGAGGAGGACGAGGAUGCCGACGGCGAGGUGUGCUUUGCCGUCUUCAUCCUGGACCCUGUCCACGAGAUCCAGUAUGCCACCGUCAGCCAGAGAGUGCCGGCCAGGUGGAUCCGCUGGCUCGACGCGCCGGCCACGCCGGCGACCCCCGCCAGCGGGGACGACGAGUUCCAGGCCGAGUUUGGGCUGGUGCCGGAGGAAAUCCGGGAGAUUGUCGAGAGCGGGGCCGUGGAUCCCCGCGAGUGGGUGGCAGAGUGGGUGGAGGAGGCUCUGGCACUGUCGGUCGGCGUUGUCGCACAAAAGUACGUGGCCCGGCGCAUGGGCGUCGGCGAGGGCGGCAUCGGCAAGGGCAAGAAGAAGGUUGAGAGUGUCAUAGAGGCCGGAGGCAACGAGGUUGCGAGGGCCGGUUUGAUCUGAUCUGGUCGCGGUCUGCCAGAAGACUUGCUUGUGAUGCCGAGUUUGUUAGCACCGAAGUGCUCGGGUGUGUGACGGUGCGAGGGCUGGAAAGGUUCACCCCACCUGGCGUCGGGAGUCGGAAAAUGCAGUUUAAUUACUCUUUGUGAUUAUGACCGUACCUUGAAUAUGAAUGCAUUAGUUAUCU
Thermothelomyces thermophilus ATCC 42464 is the source of this 1756-nucleotide messenger RNA. RefSeq lists its product as uncharacterized. The coding region runs from base 1 to 1572 and encodes 523 amino acids. NCBI's taxonomy places the organism in Eukaryota, Fungi, Ascomycota, Sordariomycetes, Sordariales, Chaetomiaceae. The record is from RefSeq and is a predicted model, not a curated record. The transcript has 2 exons.